Molecule: messenger RNA, 5365 nt
Organism: Portunus trituberculatus (swimming crab)
Lineage: Eukaryota; Metazoa; Arthropoda; Malacostraca; Decapoda; Portunidae
Gene: Cand1
Product: cullin-associated NEDD8-dissociated protein 1-like
Exons: 20
Coding region: 71-3763 (1230 amino acids)
Biological process (GO): protein ubiquitination; SCF complex assembly
Cellular component (GO): nucleus
Source: RefSeq, a predicted model, not a curated record
GGAUAUACUUGCCAGUGGCCGCGAGGGAAGGGGAGAUCACGGGGACAUUUCAGGCCAAAAAACCGCAAAAAUGGCGAGUGUUUCUUACCACAUCGCCAACCUGCUGGAGAAAAUGACCAGUACGGACAAGGACUACCGCUUCAUGGCCACCAACGACCUGAUGACAGAGCUGCAGAAGGACUCCAUCAAACUGGAUGACGACUCGGAAAGGAAGGUCGUCAAGAUGCUCCUGAGACUCCUCGAAGAUAAGAACGGCGAAGUGCAGAACCUCGCUGUUAAAUGCCUGGGUCCACUAGUAAACAAAGUGAAGGAGUUCCACGUGUAUUCCAUCGUGGAGAGCCUGUGCGACCACAUGGUGAGCGAGAGGGAGCAGCUGAGAGACAUGUCAUCACUGGCCCUCAAGACAGUCAUCAACGAGCUGCCUGCUUCCUCCACCGCCCUCGUCGCUAACAUAUGCAAGAGAGUUACCGACAGACUUUCCGAGGCCAUCGUCAGGCAAGAGGACGUCAGCGUACAGUUGGAGGCGCUGGACAUCCUUGGCGACCUCCUAGCACGUUUUGGCUCCCUGCUGGUGUCCUUCCAUCCAAACAUCCUUGACGCUUUGUUGCCCCAGCUGGCCUCGCCCCGCCUGGCCGUCAGGAAACGAACCAUCAUAGCGCUGAGUCACCUGGUCGUCUCCUGCUCCCCUCAGAUCUAUGCAAGGCUCAUGGAUUUCCUUAUAGAAGAGCUGGCCAAGAAUUCGUCCAUGUCCACCACCAGGACUUAUAUUCAGUGUAUUGCUGCUAUCAGCCGCCAAGCGGGGCACCGGUUUGGGGAGUACCUGGAGCGUGUGAUGCCUCUCAUUGUGCAGUACGUGGCGGUGGAUGACGAUGAGCUGCGGGAGUACUGCAUCUCUGCCUGCGAGGCCUUCACUCUCCGCUGCCCCAAGGAGAUCACACCACAUCUCUCCACUAUUGUUGAAAUGUGCCUGAAAUACAUCACACACGACCCCAACUACAACUACGACGACUAUGAUGACGACGAGGGGCAGAUGGACAUGGAUGAGGAUGACGAUGGUGAGGAGGAUGACGAGUACUCAGAUGAUGAUGACAUGUCCUGGAAGGUGCGUCGUUCAUCAGCCAAGUGUCUGGAAGCUGUGAUAUCCACCAGACAUGAGAUGCUGAUUGAGUUCUACAAGACAGUCUCCCCACAACUCAUUAACCGGUUCAAAGAGAGGGAGGAGAAUGUGAAGGUGGACAUCUUUCACGCCUACAUGGCCCUGCUGAGACAAACCCGCCCCUCUCUUAGUCUCAGCCUGGACCCCGACGCCAUGGAACAGGAGGAGGGCACCAUCUCAAUGUUAAAACAGCAGGUGCCGGCUCUGGUGAAGUCUGUGCACCGACAGAUGAAGGAGAAGAGCAUCAAGACUCGCCAGGGAUGCUUUGCCCUCCUUACAGAACUGGUACAAGUCUAUCCCGGCGCCCUCACACACCACAUCCCCGCCCUCAUCCCUGGCAUACAGUUCUCCCUCGGGGACAAGAACAGCAGCAGCAACAUGAAGAUUGACACCCUGGCCUUCGUUCACUGCCUACUGGUGCAUCACAGUGGGGAAGUAUUUCACCAGCACAUCGGGGAGCUGCUGCCCCCCGUGGUGACCUGCGUGGCUGAUCCCUUCUACAAGAUCACCGCAGAGGCCUUGCUUGUCCUGCAGCAGAUUGUCAAGGUCAUCAGGCCACUUGACCUGGCCUCAUCAUUUGACUUCACCCCAUACACCGGCGACCUGUACCACUGCACGCUGGCCAGGCUGAGGGCAGCCGACCUGGACCAGGAGGUGAAGGAGCGGGCCAUCGCCUGCAUGGGCCAGAUCAUCUCACACCUCGGCGACCACCUGCAGGGUGAACUGGGCACAUGUCUCCCAAUCUUCCUUGACCGGCUGCGCAACGAGAUCACACGCCUCACCACAGUCAAGGCGCUCACCAAGGUCGCCGCCUCACCACUGCGUAUUGACCUCCGACCCAUCCUUGGCGAGGCCCUUCCCGUCCUCGCCUCCUUCCUGCGCAAGAACCAGCGGGCACUCAAACUGGCAACUCUCACCCUGCUGGACACCGUGGUCACUAAUUACUCCACAGCGCUCAGUCCUCAGAUGCUGGAUAAGGUGCUGGUGGAGUUGCCGCCCCUCAUCAACGAGUCAGACCUGCACAUCGCCCAGCUGUGCCUCACCCUGCUCACCUCCACCGCCAAGCUGCACAAGGCCUCCCUCGGCAACUUCCUGCAGCUCAUCAUGCCCGACGUGAUGGCUCUCGUCCGCUCCCCUCUGCUGCAAGGAGGUGCACUGAAGGCUAUGCAGGAUCUCUUUGAGGCAGUGGUGAGGGCGGGGCUGCCUGGGCUCGGCUACCAAGACAUCCUCACACACCUCCUGGCUCCUCUUGUCUCACCACAGGCAUCUAAUAUACACAAGCAGGCUUACCACUCAAUGGCCAAGUGUGUGGCAGCCCUGACCCUGACACACCCCAGUGAGGCAGUGGGCGUGGUGAAUCGCUUCCUGAUGGAUGUCACCAACCCACGCUCACCCACAGUCCAGUCCUUCUCCCUCCUGGCCAUUGGGGAGAUUGGAAAGCAUAUAGACUUGAGUGGCAUUCCUCAGCUGAAGGAUGCAGUGGUGGCAUCCUUCAGCUCUUCUUCAGAGGAGGUGAAGUCAGCAGCGUCCUAUGCCCUGGGCCACCUCAGCUGCGGCAACCUGCAGGAGUAUCUUCCCUUCGUCCUGUCCGAGAUUGAGGCUAACCCCAAGCGACAGUACCUCCUCCUUCACUCCCUUAAAGAAAUCAUCAGCCUUCAGAGCAAGAGUGCCGAGGGUGUGAAGGUCUUGCAGGGUUUCGUGAGUGACAUCUGGGCGCAGCUGUUCCGCCAUACAGAGUGUGUGGAGGAGGGCACCAGAAAUGUCGUGGCAGAGUGUCUUGGUAAACUGACGCUCAUUAACCCCUCAGCUCUCCUCCCCAAGCUGCAGGAGUCCCUCAAGACAGACUCACCAAUGAUGCGCACCACUAUUGUCACUGCCAUUAAGUUCACCAUUUCAGAUCAGCCCACAGCCAUCGACAGCUUACUCCGGCACAGCAUUGGUGACUUCCUCUCCACCUUACAAGACCCUGAUCUAAACGUGCGUCGUGUGGCUCUGGUUGCCUUCAAUUCUGCCGCACACAACAAGCCAUCUCUCGUCCGUGAUCUUCUUGACACCAUCCUGCCUCAGCUCUACAAUGAAACCAAAGUCAGGAAAGAGUUGAUUCGCGAGGUCGAGAUGGGUCCCUUCAAGCACACAGUGGAUGACGGGCUGGACAUCCGCAAGGCAGCGUUCGAGUGCAUGUACACCCUCCUGGAGACCUGCCUGGACCGUGUGGAUAUCUAUGUGUUCCUGGAGCAUGUGGAGGGCGGGCUCAGGGACCACUAUGACAUCAAAAUGCUCACCUAUCUUAUGCUGACACGGCUGGCCCAUCUGUGUCCCCAGGCUGUCCUGCAGAGACUGGAGCGACUCGUGGAACCCUUGCGGACCACAGUGACCACCAAAGUGAAGGCCAACUCGGUCAAACAGGAGUACGAGAAGCAGGAUGAACUGAAGAGGUCUGCGAUGAGAGCCGUGGCCGCCCUCCUCACAAUCCCCGAUGCCGAUAAGAACCCACAGCUUUCCGAAUUCGUCGCCCAUAUCAAGUCAACGCCGGAGCUCCAGUCCUUGUUUGAGAGCAUCCAACGCGAUGCCUGCCCCACACACGACGCCAUGAUGGACUUGAGUUGAGCGUGUCUGGCCUGCGUCCCCGCCAAGCUGUGCAUCGCUGGAGGUGAUGGGAAGUGUAAGGAAGGUUUUAAGGGUCUAGUGUUGCCUGCUCCACUGCUACUGUUGCUGCUGGUGGUGGUGGGGCCUGUUUGACACCUUGCAGACUUGUAGAGGGAGAGAGAGGGAGAGUGUACUUGAUACAGGAAGAGAGAGGUAGAGAGAGUUUUAAAAGUUUUCCAUUCAGUGUCUCUCCCUGCAUGAACAUUCUAAACUUGAGAAAGAGAGAGGGAGGGAAAAGAAGGAAGGAAAGAGUUGAAAAGUACUUCUUAUAAUCUUUCUUUCCUUCCUUCUAUCUCUUAUGGCUCAGAAAAGGAGAUGAAGAGAGAAUUUAGAAGUACUUGUAAUUUCUCUUUCCUUCUUUCUCAAGGCUCAGAAAAAAUAGAGAGAAAGAGGAGAGAAUAGAGACUUAAAAUGACUUCUUAGGAUCUCUUUUUUUUUUUCCUUUUGUGAAUGAGAGAGAGAGAAAGAGAGAGAGAGAGGAAAAGAUAGAAAGAUCAGAGAUAUAUCUUAAGACCUCUUCCUUCUCCUCUUACAACUAGAGAAAGAGAGAGAGAGAGAGAGAAGGUGCCCUCUUAAACUCGUCAUUCUGUUCCUCUUACAAACCAGAGAGAGAGAGAGAGAGAGAGAGAGAGAGAAGAAGAACAAGAACAAGUGUAUCUCUCAUCUCUCUCCUCUUCUCUUCUCUCAUACAAACCAGAAAAAGAGAUGGAGAGACAGAUUAAGAUGAUCCUCUCAUGAAAAAUAAGAGAAAGAGAAGUUGUAAAAAGUCAACCCAUAUUCUCCUCCUCUUCCUCCUCUUAUCCUUUCUCCUCCUCCUCUUACCCUUUCUCCUCCUCCUCCUCCUCCUCCUCCUCCUGCUGCUGCUGCUGCAUAUAGUGAUUGGAGAGAGUGAGUAUGGUGAGGCAAUGUUUUUUAGUGUUUGCAGCGCAGUGAAUCCCUUAAAGAGAAGAAAAGAAAGAAAACAGACAAAUUUGUGUUUUUUUGUGUGUGUGUUUAUUGCCGGAAAAGACAAAAUUAAGUGAAGUUGAAUGUUUUUGUAGUUUUGAGUUUGUUAUUGAGUCAUUUUAUUUUAUUAUUUUUUUUUUUUUUUUUUUUUUUAGUUUGGUGAAUGGAAAGAAGUAAAAAUUUGUGAUGACCUGCUGUGAAUGCAAAAAAUGAAAAAGAAAAAUAGACAAAAGUGAACAAAUGUAGAAAAUCUCAUUGUUUAGUUUGAUUUUAUUGUUUUUGAGUUUUGUGAAUACUGGCAAAAAAAAAUCGAAAUUUUAGCGAAAGUGGGAAAAACCAAAAAUUAAUAAAAACCCAUUAUUAUAACAUUUUGUAAUUGAGAUUGUAACAAAAAAUGAAGAAGCCACAGUUGAAAUAUUACAAAGAAUUACACUACCUAUUUAAGACUUACUGGUUACAAUGACACACUUUUAUUUACACGACUCUAUUAAUUCUGAAUGUUCUCGUUUUCUUUCUCCAUCCCAUUUUUUGUUCCAUGAAAUGAUGGGGGACUGAAGAAGAAGAAGAAGCAGCUUGUUAUGCUUAAAAUAAAUAAAACAAAAAAAGAAAGAAAAAAAA